Caenorhabditis remanei is the source of this 1476-nucleotide messenger RNA. RefSeq lists its product as uncharacterized. Gene Ontology annotation, molecular function: DNA-binding transcription factor activity; zinc ion binding; sequence-specific DNA binding. NCBI's taxonomy places the organism in Eukaryota, Metazoa, Nematoda, Chromadorea, Rhabditida, Rhabditidae. The transcript has 8 exons. Gene Ontology annotation, biological process: regulation of DNA-templated transcription. The record is from RefSeq and is a predicted model, not a curated record. The coding region runs from base 1 to 1476 and encodes 491 amino acids.
AUGUCCGAUUCAUCCACUACCUCCACUGCCGAAUCAGAUGUCAUUGAUCAAGAGAAUAUCAAUCGGGACCCUAUAUUCUAUGAGCCGAGCCGUCUGCAAUCAACAAGUAUAUUGGCGGAAAAUAACCAAAUCUCCACACUCGCCUGCAAAGUUUGUGGAGAUAAACCCCGCGGAGUUCACUAUGGAGUUCUAGCGUGUGAAGGUUGUAGGUCGUUCUUCCGUACUAAUCGGGACAAAAAAGAGGAAUUGAAAUGUCGGAAGAGUAACAAGUGUGUGGUCGAUAAAUACUCACGCAACAAAUGUGGGAAAUGCAGAAUGGAGAAAUGUCUGAAAUUGGGAAUGGACUAUAACUUGCGUAGACCUGCAAACGGUGGAUUUGGUAAAGGAAGAAAACUAGUUAUCAAAAAGAUUCAACGCGCCCAUGAUUGCUGUAGAGUCUGUGGAGACAUUUCGUUUGAACACUUUUUUGAUAUAGUAGCAUGUGAAGGAUGCAAGGGAUUCUUCCGUACUCAUCAUGAGAAAGAUAUAAAACUUGAAUGUCGAGUGGAUGGCAACUGUGAUAUCAACAUAAUUUCACGAAACACAUGUAAAAGUUGUCGAAUGAAAAAGUGUCUGGAAGCAGGAAUGGGACUGAAACAUAAAGUUUUUUCGAAAUCAGAGUUUACAGAGAUAGUCAAUAAAGUGGGUCGAAGUUUUGGACAAAGUUGUACUUACAAGGAUACAGAUAUUGAAAGCGUAGAAAAAAGCAAUUUCGAAUUGACCCGCUUCGACGACCCAUUGAUUAAUCGAAUCAAUGCGUGGCAAGUCUAUGCUCCAAUAAUAGAUUUCGAGAACCAUCAGACUGGACUCUUUGUGAAUCACCUGCCAUUUAUCAAAACUUUUGAAAUAAAUGACAAGGUCAUUCUAUUCAAAAGGAGCAGUUUUCUGAUGUUUGUACUCAGAAACAUCACCAAAUUUAGUUCUGAUGGAUUCAUGCUUCCAUCGAAACUCAAUUCCAAGAUCAAGAUUCCCUAUGAAACAUUAAAAAUAGUCUAUGGAGAUCUUCUCAUCAAUGAGAUCAUUUCAAUUGCUUCAAAACUCGAAUCAAUGGAUUUAAGCCAUCAUGAGCUAUCUCUUUUCACGGCACUCGUCUUUUUUCUUCCGUUCACGGCGGAUGCUCCGGAAAGAACAAGAAAUAAGGAGAAAUUCAAAAGCCACAAAACAUUGGAGUUGGUUUAUCACUGCUACAAAACAUUUCUCAAUCGGAUGUUUUCAAAAUACGAAAAUGGACAUGACACUAUUUCUGAGCUCGAUGAGAUGACUUUUAAGUUAGAAGAUCUUAAUAAACUCCACCGCGACAACACGAUUUCCUUCUUACAAGUCAACUCGAAAUUCAUGAAAAUUCCACUAUUUUUGUGUGAAGUCUACGAGAUUCCGAAACCGAAAAGUCUGAGUUUGAGUCAACUUCUUGAAUCUACAAAUGCUGAUUGUGACUAA